AUGACUGUUACCGAGACGCAAACCCAAUCUCACUCCCAGCUUAUGCUGACAGGUGGCAGAGCUUGGUGGAAGGAAUCCUCCGUUUAUCAAAUCUACCCUGCCUCCUUCAAGGACUCAAAUGGCGAUGGCGUCGGCGAUAUUCCGGGAAUCAUCUCAAAGCUUGACUACCUUAAAGCGCUGGGUGUUGAUCUCGUCUGGCUUUCCCCUAUCCUACAGUCACCACAAGUUGAUAUGGGAUAUGAUGUCUCUGACUAUUAUGCAAUCCAUCCCCCAUAUGGGACUUUGAAGGACGUGGAUAGGCUCAUUCAGGAGCUUCACACCCGUGGCAUGAAGUAUGUCAUGGAUCUUGUCGUAAAUCAUACCUCUGAUCAACAUGAAUGGUUCAAACAGUCGAGGUCUUCGAAAACGAAUGAGUUUCGCGACUGGUAUAUCUGGAAGAAGCCGCGCUACACAGCGGAUGGCGUGCGCCAGCCGCCAAACAAUUGGGGAUCCUACUUUUCAGGAUCGGCCUGGAAGUACGACGAACAAACGGAAGAGUACUACCUCCACCUCUUCGCUCCCGAGCAACCUGACCUCAACUGGGAGAACCCCAAAGUCCGUGAUGCUGUCCACAAAAUUAUGCGGUACUGGCUCGAUAAGGGUGUUAGCGGAUUCCGAAUGGAUGUGAUCAACUUCAUCAGCAAGGACCAGCGAUUUCCAGACGUCCCUGUCGUUGAUCCUUCAAAGCUGUAUCCAGAGGGUGCGAAAUACUACGCUUGCGGGCCAAGACUUCACGAAUACCUGCAAGAGUUGGGGAGCAUCUUGAAAGAGUAUGAUGCCUUUUCUGUUGGUGAAAUGCCUUCGGUCUACGAUCCGACUGAAAUACUGAAUGCAGUUGGGUUCGAAAGACAAGAGCUCGGCAUGGCAUUCCAGUUCGAGAUCAUGGACCUCGAUCACGGACCUCAAGGCAAAUUCUCCCCAGGCAAGUUCCGCCUGAAGGAUUUGAAAUCUGUCGUGACGAAGUGGCAGUUAUUCAUGUACGAGAACAACGGAUGGAACGCGUUGUACCUUGAGAAUCAUGAUCAGGGACGCAGUAUAUCCCGUUUUGCAUCCGAGAAAGAGGAAUUUCGUGCUCUUUCCGGGAAGAUGCUAGCGACCUUCCUAGGGUUACAAAGCGGAACCCCGUUUGUUUACCAGGGCCAAGAGAUUGGAAUGGUGAACUUACCCGAAAGCUGGAAUAUUGAGAAAUUUAGAGACCUCGAAGCUAUUAACUUCUGGAAUGAGCUUAUUCAAGCAUGCCCGGGAGACACUAAACUACACAAUCAGACCAUGAAAGAGCUUCGACUUAAAUCCCGAGACAAUGGGCGUCUACCAAUGCAGUGGGGAUCAGGGAAAUUUGCAGGUUUCUCUUCCGGUACUGCAGAUCUGUGGAUUGAUGUCAACGAAGAUUAUGACAACUGGAACGCCACCUCUCAAAUGUCCGACCCGUCCAGUACCUUCAACUACUGGGCAAAUAUUUUGAAACUGCGCAAGGUUUGGGUCGACGUGUUCGUAUACGGGUCGUUCAAACUCAUCGCCGAGGACCAUGAAGAGUUGUUCGUCUAUACUAGAACCUUUGGUGAAACGAAAGCCGUGGUGAUCAACAACUUCUCCGAAAAGAGUGUGGAAUGGUGCAUUCCUGUCGAGAUAGCAUCGGUUCUCACAGGAGGGAAGUUCCUGACGGGCAAUUAUGAUGAGCGCCGAAUCAUCGGCUUUGAAGGAAACGUCAUCACUGUCAACCCCUUCGAGGCCUUUGUGGUACUCAAGGAAGGGCUCAGCCACACUAUCUAA
Molecule: messenger RNA, 1809 nt
Organism: Penicillium cataractarum
Lineage: Eukaryota; Fungi; Ascomycota; Eurotiomycetes; Eurotiales; Aspergillaceae
Product: glycoside hydrolase family 13 protein
Exons: 3
Coding region: 1-1809 (602 amino acids)
Biological process (GO): oligosaccharide catabolic process
Molecular function (GO): alpha-amylase activity
Source: RefSeq, a predicted model, not a curated record